GUUACGGCGUGUCGUAAAGCAGUUAAUCUGCCUUCUCUGAGAGUCGAGUCUUGCGUUGGGGCAACUUCCAACGGUCAACGGUUUUCCUAGCAUCGCGGAGAGGUUUUUCUUGUAGAAUUUCCGUAUUCCUUCUUUGUGCUCUCCAAGGAGAGGUUUAAGGGGGCAUCAUUGCCAUGCCCUUCUCAACCCAGCCUGAAACAGGUGAAGAGCAGAAUGUUUUGGUAGCAACUCUUGAUAAUGUCAGAAACCUCUCCAAUAUUUUGAAAGCCGUUCAUUUCAAAGACCACGCUACCUGCUUCAUUACAGCAAAUGGACUCAAAGUCACAGUGGAAAAUGCAAAGUCUUUGCAAGCCAAUGCUUUUAUUCAGGCAGGAAUUUUCCAAGACUUUGUAGUGCAGGAAGAAUCUGUGAUGUUCAGAAUCAAUCUGUCUGUCCUUUUAGACUGCUUGACCAUCUUUGGAACAAGUUCUUUGCCAGGAACUCAAACAGCCCUUCGGAUGUGUUACCAGGGAUAUGGCUACCCUCUAACUCUCUUCCUGGAGGAAGGAGGUGUGGUGACUGUCUGUAAAAUCAACACUCAGGAACCUGAAGAGAUUCUUGAUUUUGACUUUUGCAGUACUAAUGUUGUAAAUAAAAUUAUCCUGCAGUCAGAAGGACUGAGAGAAGCAUUUUCAGAACUCGAUAUGACCUGUGAGGUGCUGCAGAUUACAAUGUCUCCAGACAAGCCUUAUUUCAGAUUAUCCACUUUUGGGAAUGCUGGAACCACUCACCUGGAUUACCGAAAAGAUUCUGACCUUAUUGAAGCUUUUCAUUGUAAUCACACUCAGACAAACAGGUACAAGAUAUCAUUACUCAAGCCAUCAAUUAAAGCAUUAGCUCUGUCUUGCAAGGUAUCCGUUCGGACAGAUAACCGAGGCUUCCUUUCAUUGCAAUAUAUGAUAAGGAAUGAAGAUGGAGAGAUAUGCUUUGUGGAGUAUUACUGUUGCCCUGAUGAGGACAUUACUGAAGCAGAACUGUAGCUAUAAUGAAAAUGUUAUUGAACGAACGCCUGAGAAAACAGUUUAAUUCAAGACGAUUGGGUAAGAAACAAAACAAGAAAAACCCAAUGGAAAUGGAGGUCAGAGUGUCCCUGAGCCGUGUAGGCUGGGGUAAGGAAAAAUGCGGAUGGAGAUCAAACGCUUUUAGGUAGCUGCUCUCUGCAUAUCUUUCCUGGUCUCCUAUACUAGUCCUGCGUUGCCUAAAGAUCUGGGAUGGAGCAAAUUAGUACUGCCUUUUUAUCCUGUUUUAGACGCUUGGUUGAUUUCUGUUCAGCAGGAAGCCUGCAGGAAAAAAGCAAAGAAAAUUGUUGUAGUUAAUGGGCAUGUAUCAUUAAAUAAUAGUUAAUCAGAUUAUACUGUUCUAUUUCAUUUGCUCUUUAAAAAGUAGAAUUAAGCAACAACAGUAGUUUAGAUACAGUACAAAACAAUUAUAUUACAAGUAGUCCUCACUUAACGACCAUUCAUUUAGCAAUCGAAGUUUCAACAGUGCUGAACAAAUGGUACUUAUGGCCAGUCCUCAACAUUAUAGCCAUUGGAGCACCCCCAUGGUCACGUGAUCAAAAUUCAGGUGCUUAGCAGCCAUCUGCAUUUAUGACUACAACACACACUUCAACUCCCCCCACCAGCCUAUCACACCCCCAUCUCUGCCCUUUGGGCAGCUCUGCAUUCUCCUGCCCCUGCCACCCUGUGCCCCUGCUGCCUGCAGCUGACCUUUGCUGUCUUCUUCCUCCUGCUGAUGAGGCAUGCUUGGCUUGGCCCUUCACAAGGCAGCUGCUAGCUGCGCACAGCAUUCCCAAAACCUUUCCAAAGCCUCGCGCAACCUUCCCAAAAGCCUCAGGAAGGCUGUGUGUGGCCAGCUCCUGCCUUGCAGAGGGCCAGGCUGAGAUUGCCUUGUCAGCAGCAGGAGGAAAAAGACGGCAAAGAUCA
Messenger RNA from Candoia aspera, 1964 nucleotides. It is a transcript of the gene RAD1, whose product is annotated as RAD1 checkpoint DNA exonuclease. The coding region runs from base 174 to 1019 and encodes 281 amino acids. The transcript has 7 exons. Gene Ontology annotation, biological process: DNA damage checkpoint signaling; DNA repair. Gene Ontology annotation, molecular function: 3'-5' exonuclease activity. Gene Ontology annotation, cellular component: nucleus; checkpoint clamp complex. The record is from RefSeq and is a predicted model, not a curated record. NCBI's taxonomy places the organism in Eukaryota, Metazoa, Chordata, Lepidosauria, Squamata, Candoiidae.